Molecule: messenger RNA, 1629 nt
Organism: Funneliformis caledonium
Lineage: Eukaryota; Fungi; Glomeromycota; Glomeromycetes; Glomerales; Glomeraceae
Source: the annotation of a GenBank genome assembly
AUGCCAGAUUCUGUUCCUGGGCAUGCAAAUGAAACGUUAAAUUUCCUGAUCGGAUUUUUAGUUUCAGUUGCAGCUUCAAUCAUGAACGCUGCUGGUCUUAAUUUACUGAAAUUAGAUCAUGAAAAAAAUUCAAGUAAACCAUCAUCAUUACAAAGGAACGAGUGUGGAAGGCCAUUAUGGCAUGUCGGUUUAUAUUUGUAUGUUGCCAGUCAGAUGGUUGGGAGUACCAUUGCGCUAAAUUUUCUUAAAGCUCAAUGGGUUGCUCCUCUUGGCUCAGUUUCACUCAUUUUUAAUUUUGUAUUUGCUAGAAUGUUAGUAGGAACUAAAAUCACGAGGAAGGAUAUAAUUGGAACAUUUGUUGUAAUCCUCAGUGUGAUUUGGAUCGUCAUAUUUGGAGGUGUUAACGCCGGAAAUAAUGACGAAUAUCUUACUUUGGGAAAAUUAAAAUCUCUUAUGAUAAGGCCACUUUUCAUUGUCUAUUUUUCAUUCCUUGAUAUAAUCACCUUUGGUUUAUUUGCCAUCGCUCUUUAUUCUUAUUGGAUACUAAAUGAUGAAGAUAGGAAGCAACGAGAUAAUUUUUAUAAAGGAAUUGAUUCGUUGCGACUACAAAAGGCAAUUGGUAUGACCAUGGCAGGCGUGGGUGGGUUAAUUGCAAGCCAGACUCUACUAUUGGCAAAGAGUGGCGUCAAGUUAUUCUCGAUUUCUAUGACAGGCAAUAAUCAAUUCACCGAUAAUUUAAGUUGGUUCAUUUUAGUUGGACUUGCUGUCACAGCCGUGAUGCAAGUAUAUUGUUUAAAUACAGCAUUAAAAUUACAUGAUUCCGUGUUGGUCGUGCCAAUGUUUUACGGCUUUUAUACAGCAAUGGGACUUGUAAAUACGAUGAUAUAUUUGGACGAAAUAUCGACAUAUCCGCUUUGGGCACUUUUAUUGGUUACAUUUGGAAUAGGUAGUUUGGUCGUGGAUUCAAUGGAUUUUGAAAUUGAUGAAGAGGAGGAAAUGAGGGAAGAAAAUAUGUUAGAUACAAAAGCGUGGGAUAUUGGUAGUACGAGCGGAGCUAGUAGUUCUGGGGGAUCUUAUGUAGGAAUAUUAAAUAGGGAUAGGACAGCAAAUAAUAGAUCUGGUGGAGGAAAGAAAAAAUUUGGAGAUGGAAGAUUUUUUUCAUUUUCAAAAAAAUCGUCAAAUAGUAAACCAGGACUUUUCAGAAUGUCAUUGUUGAAAGGAGGAAAGCAUAAAUUAAGAGAUUUAGACAAUACAAAAGACUCUCAUAAUGACAGUGAUAUGAACAAUUAUACAACACCACAUAUUAUUAUAGAUGAUGAAAGUAUUUCUGAUGAUGAGGAUUACAUACAAGAACAACGAGCAACAACACCUUCUAUCACAUCUCCUGCUACAGCCGCAACAACUGAUUUAAUGCUUUUCUCACCAACAUCAACAAAUAUAAAUUCGUCGACUGCUAUCAUUCAACCAAUAUCUUCAACCACCAGCAAUUUUAAUCCUUUAUUAAGGCAUAGGUUAGUUGAUAAUGUAUAUGAAAAUGAAAUAAUGUUUUCCAGGAGUUUUGAUGAUUUGUUAAAUACUGAUGAGUUAACAAUUGAUAAAUGGUCAAAGAAAAAAACUACAAUGAAUUAG